This is a messenger RNA of Anguilla anguilla (European eel), 5249 nucleotides long. RefSeq names its product transmembrane protein 130 (gene tmem130). The record is from RefSeq and is a predicted model, not a curated record. Bases 62 to 1051 code for a protein of 329 amino acids. The transcript has 8 exons. NCBI's taxonomy places the organism in Eukaryota, Metazoa, Chordata, Actinopteri, Anguilliformes, Anguillidae.
UACUCCAGCAGCCAUUCUGUCGCCUCCGUUCGUGCUGCAAGUGAGAACUGGAUGUGUCUACAUGCAUAUGUGUCGGAUGAAAUGCGUUGCGGUCUUUGUCUACUUUUCGAUCUCUCUGGUACGGCAAGCCGUCUACACCGAUGACACAAUCAAUUUAUCAGAAAUGGCCUCGGGAAAACUUACUUUUCGUCAGAUGGAGGGAAAUGAAACUUACUUACGGAGCACCUUGGAACUAGCUGCUGACAUACCGACAGAAGCUUCUUUCGAGCUUUUUGACCCACGACACGUGUUUCGCUAUGUGAAGUUCACGUAUACGUGGGACCUGGGGAACGGAGAAGUUAUAGUGGGAAAGGAGCCUUUUGUGCGAUACAAUUACAACUCUUCGGGAAACUACACUGUAAGACUGACCUUGGGUGCCUACUGGGCCAGACACACACGACUAACAGGAUUCUACUCCACAGACUUAAAAGUAUUGGAUGCCAUAAGGACUAUUGAGCUGAUGGGACCCUCAGAUUAUAAGGUCUCCCAAAGUACUAGCCUGUCCGUGUUUGUUGGUGGGAGUCCUCCUAUGUGGAUAUGUUGGUCAAUGGUGCCCAACUGCGUGGCUGUUUCUCCAGUGUCCUGCCACUGGGUGAAGUUGUAUGGAAACAUAUUUAACCUGAACUACACCUUCACAUCUGUGGGCAAAUACUGUCUGAACUUGACAGUCAGGAAUGACAUCAGCACGCUCCAGACCUCCUAUGACAUUAUAGCGUGGAGAGAUCCGACCAGUAACCUGCUCUUCAUCUUUCCUUGCGCCACACUUAUCUUGUCCACGUUUGCCCUCAUCAUUGCGACUGCAUGUCGUUCAAAACGUAAAGCCAAGAGGAACACGGUGGAGGUGGCAAACUUCAAUUUCUCCCCAGAGGCCCCAAAAAUGGAAACGAAGUAUAAGAGCUUGGGUCGCUCCCCAAAUUUUAAUUCCACCCCGUCUUCACAGAAGAAGAGCGAAAUUCAACCUUUGCUCAUUCACUCCAGGGAGUCCUCCUCGACCUGCUUUUCACAGCUGUAAUCCUCUCCGAGGUUCAAUCAGAGGCAGCAUUCGUCACGGUGCCAGUGAAUUUCAUAGUACUGUCACGAGGUCUGGAGCCAGUGAUAUUCUGUUGGAUUGUUGCUUCCAGCACUGCUGCUGUCAACACCAUGACCUCAUUAUGCAAGUUGAUCAAAUUAUCAGCUGAUAUACUCUGGUACUUACAGUAUGAACUCUAGAGGUACAGACUAACCGGUCAAUGGAAGUGGUCUGAAACUGUAAGUAAAAUACACCUUUUUAAUAUUCUUGCUAUCAUUAAUACAAAACAGUGAGUGUUAAACACUCUAAGUAUGAAUUGGAGUCACACUAAAUAUGAAUUACACAAAAUAAUUUGAUCAAAAUUAGACAAAGGAGCACUAUUGCUAAGGAGUGCUUUAGUAUGUGGGUAAAGUGUUAAAUGUAAAGAAGGGCCAGAACUAAAUCAAUCAGUUUGCAAAAGAAGCCAAAAUAUCACUAGAAAAGUAAAGUGUCAUUCAUAAAGCCAAAAAGAUAUGGUUCCAAUGAGAUCCAUUACUGCUACAGGAUGAGGGUAGGCUAUUUUGACAAAUCUGCAAGAGUAAUAUCGAUAAGUAAUAACCUACAGUAAUAACCAUUUCAAUCAAUAAAGGAUUAAAAAUAUUCUUGGUUUAUUAUGAUAUUGCUGAGUUCUAUACAAGCUCCAUUCUCAGUGCAUUUGUAUCUUUGAGGUUCUACUGUAAUAUCUUGUGAGAAUAAUUUUCUUUGGAAAUGGUGAUGGCAGUCUCUUGAAGCUAUAUAUAGAAGUUGAAAUUCUUUCUUGUGCCACGUGAUUUUGUUGGUUUAUGCUGAAAUAGUGGAAUGGUGUGGAAUUUGUAAAUUUUAUGAUUUGGUGCCUGUAAUUGCAAUGGGUGUUCUGUUCAGUAUAUAUACGAAAUAAUUUUACAGUUUGUACAACUGAAUAUUUUUGCUCUGUAUAAAAAGUGCUUUGAGGGGUAGAAUGGCUUGAAAGUUAUGUCUGACAUGAUUUUAAUGUAUAACAGUAACCGUGAACAUAAAAAGCAAGGAAGUUGAUUUCAUUCAAUUAUGCAAAAUGUCUGAAGCUGAAAAAAGGGGUGGGAAUCACCAGGGACCUCAAUAUUAUCCCAGUACUUUCGUCACAAUACGAUGUUAUUGUGAUACUUUGUGUUUUUGCAAUACACUCAAGUAUUGCAAUUUGAUAUUGUGAUAUAUUGCUAUUUUUUAUUCAUUUGUUUCUUGUUUGACUGCAGUAAAAAGUUGAAAUCAUGUAAUAUGCCAUAACCCAUUACACCCUAUAUAAAAAAUUUCUAUCAAAAUGUUUACAAAUUAACACAAUGAACACAUAGCAGCCUGUAAUAAAGUAAAAUAUUCAAGAACAUAUGAUCGCUUCAGCAGCUUGAAGUAGUUUAAAUAAAUCAAUGAUUGUGCAAUUAAAUUUCGGGAAAGCAAUGGAAAUAAACAAUGAAAAUGGCGUGUCAAACCAAUUGCAGCAUAAUGUCAGCAAUUCUAGACGAGCAAUAGUCGUAGACCAUCUUUAGGCUCAGACGGCAUGUAGGGAACAUGUAACAACACUCGCUUUAGGCUACGUUGAAUAUCUUGGUUACAUCAGCACUGAGAUAGCUUGCCAAUUUGGUGUAAAUAUGUGCCAUAAUUAUUCAAUUUGGCAAGUGUCCUCACAUAGGUGCUCAAUUGAAUGAAGAAUUCACUAUGGUUUCGCUAUAGCUGCAACAUACUGUGAGACCAUUUUAACCCAACAUAAAAUUGAAUUUUAAUCCUAAAUUAUGUCUGUGACAGCAAACCUAGCAUAACGCUAGCUUGCUGGUACUUGACUAAAACGAGAAAGACUGGAAUGAGUGUCUGCUGGCUAGAUAAUAUCUACGGUUUGAGCUGUUUGCUGGAAUCAUGAAGUAAUGCUCCCAUUGCAUUGUAAAAUAAUGUUUAUUACGGGAUGCCAAAGGUUGUUUUCCAGAUAAUAGCCUGACCCUCAUGUAUUUCCAGGCAAACGGCUAAUAACAUGUAAUUUUGAAUGCAAAAUGUCUAAUGAAAAUGAGUGAAUGCCUUGUAUUCAUUUUUUCACAAGUGACCUUGGUCUAGGCCUACACACGCCACAUUCCUCAAUAAGAUGUGCGGUUAUAUGAUUUUAAUGCACUGUUGGGGGGCGGUUCUCAGCCUUUUCUUGGCCUUUUUGCCAGCCACUGAACCAAAGGAAUAGACACUAUAACCGUAACUAAAUAAAAUGUAAUCAAGAGAUUAUCAGAUGGACUAUGCACCCAAAACACUGAGUUUUUUCAGUCCUUUCGAGGAGAGCAAGUAGACAAUACUAAUUCAAAUUAAAUACAGUAAUUGUGUGAAAGAACAGGGACAUGGAGCAAAUGAAUUGUUACAAAGCUUGUAAUCUGUUGUGAUAUUUUAUGAAGACAGAAUUCAUCAUUGGAUAUAUGCCAUGUACAGGUUUAUGUACAGGAGUGAACUUACCUGUGUGUACAGAAUUUGACUAAAAGAACUUUCUGGAAUCAGGCAGAAGUUGUGGUGGGCUGAGUGCAGUGAUGUGCAGGAUACAGAAACUGCAAUGAUGUACACUAUAAUCCUGCCUUUCCCUUCUAACACUUUACCCCAAUAGCCAACAUUAGCAAUAAUUAACAAUUGCCUGGUGUUUGGGAUGUGUGCACAGUGUCUGCAUAUUUAAGAAUCCCUUUGUAAUUACAAUGCUUAAUUGCCGGCUGCAGACAUUUUUAUUGUGCGGCUAAAAGGAAACAUUCAUCACCAGCGCUGUCCCAGAGCUCAGCUUCAGAUGUUGUUACCUUUUCUCCAUUAGGCUCAUAUCAGUAGAACACCCAUCCUCAACCAUCAGAUCAGGGACAACACAUACAGAACAGAGACUGACUGGUUGCUUAAUCAGUGGACAACUGAUAAUUUCUUUGCAGCGCAUCAUCUGGUGUGUUGCAAAAUAACUUGUUGGAUGGGUAUACAAACGAGAGGGUCAUUUGCCAUGUUCAAAAACUUUUAAACUGCUAUCAGCCAGCCACAGAGAUCUGUAGACAAAGGGUAGAGUGUAAGGCUACAUUUGGUUGCGCUCACUCACAGCAUACAGACAUGAAAUGAGUCCCAAGGCCUUCUGCCAAGUGUCCUCAAAUGAAGAGGCUGUUGUUCAGCCAGGAAAAUAAUCACUUUCUGUUGUUCACGUCCAAUAGCAAAAUCAAAAAUUACUUUUCAUUGUUAUGUAGAAAUUAAUUUGAGAGCCAGAGACCUAACAAAGAUGCCAUUGGAUGGAUUGCUGACUUCAUAGUGCCUUUUGCCAUUCAGAAUGACCCUCGUCUCAGUCUCCUUAUAUAAAAUGUAUUUAAAGCAACAGGUCUUAACAGGUAUUAAUGAUGGGGUUGUCUGGUUUUCAGCCCUAUUCAUGGCCACAAAGGGCAUGACCUGGGAUUAGCCAUCUCUGGUUAUUGGUCAGUAUGAUAAAAUUUAAAAUACAUUCAAACCAUUAUUGCAGGCAGCUGCUUAUAGGUGCUUUAAGUCCAGAUAUAAAUGGGAAAACAGUGGGAGGUCACAGACCAGAUUGUGGUAGAUAGUGCUCAGCAAUAUACUGGGGCUGAGAAGCAGAAGGCUUUCUCUCUCCCUCUCUGUCCCUCUCCUUUUCUCUCUCCCUCUCCUGCCCCCAUUUCUCUCUCUCUCUCUCACACACACACACACAAUCUCUCUGAAAAAGACAGUUAAUUUAUAUAUAGAAAUAACUCAAGUGAUGCAUGCUUUACUAAUUGUCUGUGGAGCCAGUAAAUGAAUUCUGCAGCCUUGCUGUGGUAUUGUAUUGUGCUCAGCUCUGUGGUGUCAGAUUCCCGCAUCAGCCGUCACACGAUUCAAAGGCCUGUCUGCUCCUGUCUUACUGCCGAUCUCUCUCAACCCCGAUACCAUCCUCAGUGCCUGGGCUGCCCUUUGUUCCUCCUCUCACAGCAAUAACCCAGACUCUUCCCAGCUCUGUCAAAACUGCCAUCGUAAUCUCCAGAGAGAUAACUCGCUCAAAGAGAUUAGAUCAAAGCACUUAAGAAGAGGCGGGAGUAGACGGAGGACAAGCUGCAGAAAGGGGGAUAUUUGGUUUAUGGAUACAGAGCUCCUAAUACUAAUGUGUCUGAACUGUUGAAAAGCCUUUGAAAAUCUUGAAUGUGUGGCAACUGAGUUCCGCCCAUUUUGGAGAUUGCAACCCUGUAGU